UAGGCCCUGCUUUCGUCACCCACUGCUCCCCGAAGGGCCUCAGCGCUUGCACCCAAGGGGCUUGGGAGCAGGACUCUUUUUCCUUGUCCUGUCUGUACCCGAGUACAGACAUUCUUCUCUGUCCUUGCGACUGUCGCUGUGUGGACCCUCCUUGAGGCUCCCUUCGUCCUGUCUCAGGACCUCCCUUCCGUCUGGGUGUGUGUCCGCCCCCAGCAGGCUUCCUCUUGGGCGCAGGUCGACCCCACCACCUUGUUCUGUCUGGUCGUCUUGGGCCUUCCUUCCCAGUUUCCCUCCGGUCUGUUUUUCUGCCUCCGGACUCCCUCAUUUUUUUGCCUGUUGAUCCCCUGAACUCUUGAGUUUAUCCAGCUCCCCUAUUCUGUUUCCGUAGACCCCCACAUUUUUGUGUCUCCGAAGCUUCCAGGCUUCUACUCCCCCCUCCACCAUUCCUAUUCUAUCCCGGGUCCCCUCCCUCUUCUCUGAUUGUGGAUGCUCUUCCUCCCCCAAACCUCCCGCUGCUGUCCUCUCUGGGUCAUCUACACAGACUCUCUCGCCUCUCACUGUUCUUUUCCCCAACUUGACCUCAGAUUGUGGGGGGGUCUCUGUAGCCAAGUCUCCUGGCAUCUUCAUUAAGGUCCUCAGCAUUUCCACCCCUUCCCCAACCUACCUGCCUCUAACUCGUCUCACCUCCCUUUUUUUCUCCCUUUCUCUCCAGCCACCCUGACGUGUCCCUUCCCAAGCCUCUAGGGACAACAGUGGACUUGGGGACCAGCGAGCACCCCCAGGACACAAGAGGAGCCUCUGCUGCCUGCCCUGCCUCACCCUGCCCCACACCAGGCCCAGGGGCCCCCAUCUGCAUCAAGUGGAGGAGGAGGAGGCGGAGGAGGGUGGCACCAUGGGCCCGGGCCGUGCCCUCCAUGCCCGGGAGAUGAAGACAUUGCUGCCAUGGACAGCCCGUGCCAGCCGCAGCCCCUGAGUCAGGCUCUCCCUCAGUUGCCGGGGUCUGUGUCAGAGCCCUUGGAGCCCAGCCCGGUCAGGAUGGGGGUAGAGAGUUACCUGCCCUGUUCUCUGCUACCCUCUUACCACCGUCCAGGAGCGCCUGUUGAGGCCUCGGCAGGGAGUGGGACCUCCAGAGCCACAGCCACCUCCACCACUGCCAGUCCCUUGCAGGAGGGCUUUGGUGGACAUGAUGGUGGUGAGCUGUGGCCGCUACAGAGUGAAGGUGCUGCGGCGCUGGUCACCAAGGAGUGCCAGCGACUGGCAGCCCAGGGAGCCCGACCUGAGGCCCCAAAACGGAAAUGGGCAGAGGAUGGUGGGGAUGCCCCUUCACCAGGCAAGCGGCCCUGGGCCAGGCAAGAGAACCAGGAGGCAAAGGAGGAGGAUGUCAGGGGUUGUGGCAGUGGUUGUGGCAGUGGCAGUGGCAGUGGCAAUGGCAGCCGUGAGACAAAUGCUAGGAUGAGGGAAGAAGCCCUGCCCUCCACACCUGAACGCCUGGCCCUGGACUACAUUGUGCCUUGCAUGCGGUACUAUGGCAUCUGCGUCAAGGACAAUUUCUUGGGGGCAACACUGGGAGGCCGUGUGCUGGCUGAGGUGGAGGCCCUGAAGUGGGGUGGGCGCCUGCGUGAUGGGCAGCUAGUGAGCCAGCGGGCAAUCCCACCGCGCAGCAUUCGUGGGGACCAGAUUGCCUGGGUGGAAGGCCAUGAGCCGGGCUGUCGGAGCAUCGGUGCCCUGAUGUCCCAUGUGGAUGCUGUAAUCCGCCACUGUGCUGGGCGGCUGGGCAGCUACGUCAUCAAUGGGCGCACCAAGGCCAUGGUGGCGUGUUACCCAGGCAACGGGCUAGGGUACGUGAGGCACGUUGACAAUCCCCACGGCGAUGGGCGCUGCAUCACCUGUAUCUAUUACCUGAACCAGAACUGGGAUGUUAAGGUGCAUGGUGGCCUGCUGCAGAUCUUUCCUGAGGGCAGGCCUGUGGUAGCCAACAUCGAGCCUCUCUUUGAUCGGUUGCUCAUUUUCUGGUCUGAUCGACGGAACCCCCAUGAGGUGAAACCAGCCUAUGCCACCAGGUACGCCAUCACUGUCUGGUAUUUUGAUGCCAAGGAGCGGGCAGCAGCCAAAGACAAGUAUCAGCUAGCAUCUGGACAGAAAGGUGUUCAAGUACCUGUGUCACAGUCAACCACGCCCACCUAGUGGCCGGCCCUGGAGCUGCAUGGACCGACAGCUCGCCCGACUUCAGGAGAGCCCGGGCCCCGCGGCAGCCCACAGUCUUAGUGCCUGCUCCUUCCCUGCCACUGCUGCUGCUUCUGGCUUGCCUCUGUCCUGCCGGGCAUGGAGGGCUCUGUGCAUCGCUGAGGACCAAGAAGGAGGAGUGAUCUCUGCUGCUCUUUGAGGAGAGCUGGGGUUAUGACCUGGGCAGUGGCCAGUGUUGGGGGCUACCAUUACUGAAGCGGAGACCUGUGUCCUGUCCUGUGUGGUCAUUACCCUGCUGGGUGUAAGAGCUGGGAAGAGGCAGGAUUUGGGGUUGAGGUGAGUCAUGGCCUCUCGCUGGCAAAGGUUUGGGGAGGUAUCCCCAAGUCCCCCAUUCCUCCAGCCUGGAAUGUGAAGUGACUCCCCAAUCCCUUUGGUCAUGGCACCUUUUGGACUGGGCUGCCACUGCUUGGGCAGGAUAAGGUGCCAAGAGGAGCAUGGGUAUGGAAGUCCUGACAGCCAAGAAAUAAAUAAAAAUUUACCUCAGAGCUGCAAA
Molecule: messenger RNA, 2737 nt
Organism: Marmota flaviventris (yellow-bellied marmot)
Lineage: Eukaryota; Metazoa; Chordata; Mammalia; Rodentia; Sciuridae
Gene: Egln2
Product: egl-9 family hypoxia inducible factor 2
Biological process (GO): peptidyl-proline hydroxylation to 4-hydroxy-L-proline; cellular response to hypoxia
Cellular component (GO): nucleus; cytoplasm
Molecular function (GO): L-ascorbic acid binding; ferrous iron binding; peptidyl-proline 4-dioxygenase activity
Source: RefSeq, a predicted model, not a curated record